Messenger RNA from Lichtheimia ornata, 660 nucleotides. RefSeq lists its product as uncharacterized. Gene Ontology annotation, molecular function: RNA cap binding. Gene Ontology annotation, cellular component: nuclear cap binding complex. Gene Ontology annotation, biological process: mRNA cis splicing, via spliceosome. NCBI's taxonomy places the organism in Eukaryota, Fungi, Mucoromycota, Mucoromycetes, Mucorales, Lichtheimiaceae. The transcript has 5 exons. The record is from RefSeq and is a predicted model, not a curated record. Bases 1 to 660 code for a protein of 219 amino acids.
AUGACGUCUAUUGUCACUUCACUCGCCGUUCCUUCCACAUACCGUGACCAGCAAUAUCAGGGAUCUUCAAACCAAUUCCGCGACGAUCUAUCAACAACAGCAACCCUGUACGUUGGCAAUCUCUCAUUCUAUACAACCGAAGAACAGAUCUAUGAACUCUUUUCAAAAUGCGGUGAAAUCAAGCGUAUUAUCAUGGGUCUGGAUCGUAACAACAAGACUCCUUGUGGUUUUUGCUUUGUCGAAUACUAUCAUCGUGCAGAUGCACUUGAUUGCAUGAAAUACAUCAAUGGCACCAAGUUGGAUGAACGAAUUAUUCGCUGUGAUUUGGAUCCUGGAUUCAAGGAAGGUCGACAAUUUGGACGUGGUCGAAGUGGUGGUCAAGUGCGUGAUGAGUAUCGUACCGAAUUUGAUGCAGGUCGUGGUGGAUGGGGUCAUCGCAUGCGUUUGGCUUUGGAGCGCGAGCGUGAACAAAAACUCAAGGCAACCUAUGAACCCAUCAAGGACAUUCCACAGGGUGCAGAUGAAUACAAAAGUCGACAACAGGAUAUGGCGUCACGUAAACGUGAUCGAGAUGACGAUGUGGAUGGUGAGCGCAGUAAACGAACAAAGGAACAGAAUCCACGAUUUCGCGAGCACGAUGAAGAUGAUGACGAGGAGUAA